AGUCUAGUUCAAAGUUUUCUAUCUAGGAGACUGAAAAAUGUCGACGACAACCGCAAGUCCGGACCUGGCCGCUCCCAGCGCCCUCUUGUCGGCCAGCAGCGUUUUCUACUUCCUGCUGAUCCCAGCCGCCAUCUUAUGGUACGCUUACUGGAAAAUAUCCAGAAGCCACAUGUUGGAGUUGGCAAAUAAGAUUCCCGGACCACCAGGCCUACCAAUUUUAGGAAAUGCCCUGCAGUUGCUCGGAUCUAGCCCACAAAUCUUCAAGAGAGUCUAUGAACUUUCCUACGAUUAUGGAAACACCGUCAAGAUGUGGGCUGGACCCAAACUGAUCAUCUUCUUGAUUGAUCCCAGCGAUGUCGAAAUCAUCCUCAGCAGCCACGUACAUAUCGACAAAGCCAGUGAAUACAGAUUCUUCAAGCCAUGGUUGGGAGAUGGUCUGCUGAUCUCCACUGGCCAGAAAUGGCGUGCUCACAGGAAACUGAUCGCCCCCACUUUCCACUUGAACGUUCUCAAAUCCUUCAUCGAUCUAUUCAACGCCAACUCUCGCGAAGUAGUCCAAAAGCUCAAGAAAGAAGUCGGCAAAGAAUUCGAUUGUCACGAUUACAUGUCUGAAGCCACCGUAGAAAUCCUGUUGGAAACUGCCAUGGGUGUCAGCAAGAAGACUCAGGACCAGAGUGGGUACGAUUACGCGAAAGCAGUCAUGGACAUGUGCGAUAUCCUCCAUUUGCGUCACACCAAGAUCUGGCUCAGGCCAGACAUCAUCUUCAACUUCACCAAGUACGCGAAGGUCCAGGAAGGACUCAUUAAUGUUAUCCACAGCCUGACCAGGAAGGUCAUCAAGAGGAAGAGGGCAGAUUUUGAGAAAGGUAUCAGAGGAUCAACAGCUGAAGUACCAGAAGAAGCAAAGACCAACUCCGUUGGAUCCGUAGCCUCGAAGACAGUAGUCGAAGGACUCUCCUACGGCCAAUCUGUAGGUCUUACAGACGACUUGGACGUUGAUGAUGACAUUGGUGAGAAGAAGAGGAUGGCUUUCUUGGACCUGAUGAUCGAAGCUUCACAAAAUGGAGUUGUAAUCAACGACGAAGAAAUCAAAGAACAAGUAGAUACCAUCAUGUUUGAAGGUCACGAUACCACAGCUGCCGGUAGCAGUUUCUUCCUGUCCAUGAUGGGUAUCCACCAGGAUAUUCAGGAUAAGGUUAUCCAGGAAAUCGAUGAGAUAUUCGGUGACUCCGACAGACCUGCCACGUUCGCUGACACUCUGGAGAUGAAAUACCUCGAAAGGUGUAUGAUGGAGACCCUUAGGAUGUACCCACCAGUACCAAUUAUCGCUAGACAGUUGAGACAAGACGUUAAACUUGUUUCUGGAGACUACACUCUUCCAGCUGGUGCUACCAUCGUUAUUGGAACUUUCAAGAUCCACCGUCUUCCUGACAUCUACCCUAAUCCAGACAAAUUCGACCCUGACAACUUCCUACCCGAACGUACAGCCAACAGACACUAUUACUCCUUCAUCCCAUUUUCUGCUGGACCCAGGAGUUGUGUCGGUCGUAAAUACGCUAUGCUGAAGCUGAAGAUUCUCCUUUCCACCAUCUUGAGAAAUUACCGCGUAAGGUCUGAUAUUCAAGAGAAAGACUUCCAACUCCAGGCUGAUAUUAUCCUCAAGAGGGCAGAAGGUUUCAAAAUAAAGCUGGAGCCCAGGAAGAGGUUAGCGGCAGCUAUGUAAUUUAUAAUUCCUUAUUAUUCAAUAGCGAAGUCAGAUAUUUAUAGUAGAAUAGUAUUUUGUAAAAUAAUGUAUAAAUAAUCUAUAUUUAGCAAUUAUGGACAAGAUUCAUUG
Molecule: messenger RNA, 1834 nt
Organism: Phaedon cochleariae (mustard beetle)
Lineage: Eukaryota; Metazoa; Arthropoda; Insecta; Coleoptera; Chrysomelidae
Source: the annotation of a GenBank genome assembly